CGAGCGGGGCGGGCGCAGCUCGCGGCGCCGGGCCGCGUUCCCCGUCCGCGGCCGCCCUGCCACCCGCCCGCGUCCCCGCCGGCGGGAGCUCGGGGGACCGGGCGGCGGCUGGCUGGAUGCGAGCCCUGCGCGGACCCGGCGGCGGACGGCGGCUCUCGACUCCGGGCAGCCGGUCGCCGAGGGGACGAGCCCCAGCGCGCCGGCCAUGGCCUCCAACUUUAACGACAUAGUCAAGCAGGGCUACGUGAAAAUCCGCAGCAGGAAGCUGGGGAUUUUCAGACGAUGCUGGUUGGUUUUCAAGAAGGCUUCCAGUAAAGGACCCAGAAGGCUAGAAAAAUUUCCAGAUGAAAAGGCAGCGUAUUUCAGAAACUUUCAUAAGGUAACUGAACUGCACAACAUCAAAAAUAUAACCAGACUGCCUCGAGAGACAAAGAAGCAUGCAGUGGCAAUUAUCUUUCAUGAUGAAACGUCAAAGACAUUUGCCUGUGAGUCAGAGCUGGAGGCUGAGGAGUGGUGCAAGCACCUCUGCAUGGAGUGUCUGGGGACCCGGCUGAACGACAUCAGCCUUGGUGAGCCUGAUCUUCUGGCCGCAGGAGUACAGCGAGAACAAAAUGAGAGAUUCAAUGUGUAUCUUAUGCCUACACCAAAUCUGGAUAUCUAUGGUGAAUGCACAAUGCAGAUCACUCAUGAGAAUAUCUAUCUCUGGGAUAUCCACAAUGCCAAGGUCAAACUGGUGAUGUGGCCUCUCAGCUCGCUGAGGAGAUAUGGACGGGACUCCACGUGGUUCACCUUUGAAUCAGGAAGAAUGUGUGACACAGGAGAAGGACUAUUCACUUUUCAAACAAGGGAAGGAGAAAUGAUCUAUCAGAAGGUCCAUUCUGCGACACUGGCCAUAGCUGAGCAACAUGAAAGAUUAAUGCUAGAAAUGGAGCAGAAGGCCCGGCUUCAGACAAGCUUGACUGAGCCAAUGACGUUAUCCAAAUCGAUAUCUCUUCCUCGUAGCGCGUACUGGCAUCACAUCACUCGUCAGAACAGUGUUGGAGAAAUCUACAGUUUGCAAGGUCACGGGUUUGGUUCCUCGAAGAUGUCACGUGCACAGACAUUUCCCAGCUACGCCUCGGAGCAGAGUGAGGAGGCCCAGCAGGCUCUGUCCCGGUCGAGCAGUUACGGAUUCAGCUACAGCUCCAGCCUCAUUCAAUGACACUCAGAGAGCCGCUGCUGACCAGAGACACAGUCUGUCCGGACCUGCUUGUAGGGUCACUGCACCCUCUGCCUCCUGGAAGACCAAUUGCAGUAAAAAUUGAAAUGGGUCGGGUGUAGCCCCAGUCCCAGUAGAAGGUUAAAACCUGGAGUUCUGCUUCCUUGACUCUGUGGCUAAGUCCUUUAUUUAUUGAAUUUCUUGGGGGGAGGGGAAUCUAUGUUUUACAAAAAUAGAAUCCAAAUCGUAUGAACAGUCAUUUAAAUAAAAUUCUUUGGUACGGACAGUAGCAGAAGUCUGGGCACCAUGAGAAGUUGCCCACACUGGGUUGGACCUGGGCGCGGGACAUUAACUCUGUCCUCAUGGCUCGGCCCUCCCGCCUGGUGAAAGGGUCUGUCCUUGGACAUAAGGUCACCCACCACAAGCUCUGUGGCUUGGAAGGUUUUAACAGGGACAAAUCCAGUAAGAUCUACAAAUGGCAUUAUAAGUCUCCAUAGAAAUAAGCCCAGUGACAAUUAAGGGAACACAAGAAUUAGAACACACUGUUGAGCAGGCCCUGUAGCUCCACUGUGUGUGUGUGCGUGUGUGUGCACCUGUAGACAAAUACAGAUUCGGAUAUUGCUAUAUCCAUCUAUAUCUAACACGUAUAUAUCAACUGUGUGCUGAGGGUGACAGGAUAUGCUCACUUACAUUGUUGAAAACUGUAAUUUGGUGCAUUAAAAUUAAGAUUGUUAUGUUGAAUAGCUACUUUUAAAAUAGUGCUGUAAAAAAAAAGGCUUUUUAUUAGCAAAAGUAUUUACGUAGUCAAGUCUGCUCCUCUGACAAGUAUAAACGAAUAUUUGAGAAGGAAGUUCACUUGAAAAUGAAAACAAAAGACCUGGUCUAGCUGUCCCACGUGUCCUGUCGCCACCCUGUCUUUUGGGUUAGUACUUCCUUGUUGGCAAUGUCUGUCUCUUUGGCCAUCCCUCUGAGCUCCAUGAGGAAAAUCGGGUGUGAUCACCCACCAGCUUCCAUUUAACCUCAAGAAAUAGAAAACUUUAAAUGAGAAACUGUUUUUCA
Nyctereutes procyonoides (raccoon dog) is the source of this 2257-nucleotide messenger RNA. Its product is annotated as docking protein 6. Gene Ontology annotation, biological process: positive regulation of MAPK cascade; cell surface receptor protein tyrosine kinase signaling pathway. The transcript is spliced from 8 exons. NCBI's taxonomy places the organism in Eukaryota, Metazoa, Chordata, Mammalia, Carnivora, Canidae. The record is from RefSeq and is a predicted model, not a curated record. Gene Ontology annotation, cellular component: cytoplasm. Bases 206 to 1201 code for a protein of 331 amino acids.